AUGUCAACAAGUUCAACUAACUCUGGAUGGGUUCUUUAUCAUUAUACUCCGAGCAAAGGAGGGGCUAUAGCUGUCACAGUACUCUUUAUUGUUCUGACGAUAUUUUAUACUAUUCAAUUUAUCUGGGAUGCAAAGCAAUCUUCGAAAGAAAUUUAUGACGAUCCUUUUAAAAGUGAGGAAAAAGAUUAUUCUACAUCCGAGAUUUCUCCAAGCAAGGAUUAUAAAGAGCUUAAGAUUUCUUCAACGACUUUGGUUUUCAUUCCUUUCUUGAUCGGGUGCAUCAUGGAAAUAAUUGGAUACAUUGGAAGGGCUCUUUCUAGCUCUAACCCACAGGCAACUGGCCCAUACAUUAUUCAGUCCAUCCUCUUACUCAUUGCACCAGCAUUAUACGCUGCUACAAUAUACAUGAUAUUCGGGCGCAUGCUACAGGUCUUGAGAUGCCAAUCACUUAUGAUUAUUUCAUCUCGCUUCGGUACCAGUUUUUUUGUGUUUGGGGAUGUUGUAAGCUUUUUCAUGCAAGCAGCGGGUGGAGGUUUAAUGAGCCAAGAUGGCUCGAGAAAAACCGGUUCAAAUGUUAUAACUGGUGGUCUCGUCGUUCAAGUUGUUUUCUUUGCGUUUUUUAUCAUUAAUGAACUAAGAUUUGCGUGGAGGGUAAGAAGCGUUUGUCCAUUCUAUCAAUAUAUUUCUAAGAGGUGGCAGUUCCUGAACUUCACUUUACUAAUUUCCAGUGUUCUGAUAAUGGUUCGGUCUAUCGUAAGAUUGGUAGAAUUUGCUCAAGGUUCAGAUGGAUUCAUUAUCUCGCAUGAAUAUUUCAUAUACGUAUUCGACGCUAUUCCAAUAUUACUAGUGGUUAUUACCUUCAUUGUGGGCUCGUACUUUGGAAGUAUUUUCCAGACAAUCAGAGAAUGCCAAACGCUAAAAUAG
This is a messenger RNA of Lachancea fermentati, 924 nucleotides long. The record is from the annotation of a GenBank genome assembly. NCBI's taxonomy places the organism in Eukaryota, Fungi, Ascomycota, Saccharomycetes, Saccharomycetales, Saccharomycetaceae.